Molecule: messenger RNA, 1035 nt
Organism: Plasmodium relictum
Lineage: Eukaryota; Apicomplexa; Aconoidasida; Haemosporida; Plasmodiidae
Product: fam-j protein
Exons: 7
Source: RefSeq, a predicted model, not a curated record
AUGUUAUAUACUAAUUUUUUUUUUUAUUCCUUGCAAUACUUUAUAUUGAUUAAUAUUUGUAUUUCACAAGAACAACAGAAUGAUAAUUUAGAUUUAUUUUCAGAAAAAAUAAGUUCAAAUAAUUAUACAAGAGAAAUGUUUCCUGGUAUAAGAAAUUCGAUUUAUACAACAAAUAUAGAACAAGAUGAAACUCUUGACUUAGUAAACACAUCUAUUAAUUUCCUUACGAAACAAAAUAAUUUAGCUACUGAUGAUGAAGAUGAUCCUUUUAACAUGAGCUUAGUUGACACAAUGAAUAAUUUAGAGAAAAGUGAAUCAAAUGGUAUAAAAAAUAUUAUGGAUGAAGUACAAAGUACAUUAAUAGAUUCACUAAUAGAACCUUUCUAUUCAUUCUUUGAAAAUGAACACUCAAAUAUUCAUACUGAAAAAGAGUCUUGUAACACAAGUCUAAUAGGUACAAAAAACGUAGAACAUGAAGACCUUGUUGAAUUACAAAAUAUUUUGGAUGAAAUUCUAAAUACAUCACCAGAUUCACGAAUAGAAUCCAUUGAUUUAUCCCUUGAACGGGACUAUUCAACUAUUCAAACGGAAAAAGAGUCUUAUCGAAUAAGUUUAAUGGGAACAAAAAAUGUAGAACAUGAAGACCUUGUUGAAUUACAAAAUAUUUUGGAUGAAAUUCUAAAUACAUCACCAGAUUCAAGAGAAAAAUCCAUCGAUUUAUCCCUUGAACAGGACUAUUCAACUAUUCAAACGGAAAAAGAGUCUUAUCGAAUAAGUUUAAUGGGAACAAAAAAUGUAGAACAUGAAGACCUUGUUGAAUUACAAAAUAUUUUGGAUGAAAUUCUAAAUACAUCACCAGAUUCAAGAGAAGAAUCCAUCGAUUUAUCCCUUGAACAGGACUAUUCAACUAUUCAAACGGAAAAAGAGUCUUAUCGAAUAAGUUUAAUGGGAACAAAAAAUGUAGAACAUGAAGACCUUGUUGAAUUACAAAAUAUUUUGGAUGAAAUUCUAAAUACAUCACCAGAUUCAAGAGAA